CUUCCUACGCAGGUGACGAAACACUGACUAGACGGGGAACGCUCUCAACCUGGUUUAAUCUUUGGUUGUACUUGUACUUUGAUUGCACUAACAACAACAUCCCCACUUUCCCGUCUUGCAGCCACUCGUCACAAUCAUGUCCGAUAUCAGAAAAACCGAAAAGGUCCAGCUCCACGUCCCAGACUUGGAGGAAGUGCGUGCUGUGUUAAAAAAGGGGCUGGAUGAUAACUUUGCAGAAGUUCAGGUGAGUGUUGUGGAAUGUCCCGAUCUCACAGAGAAGCCGUUCUACUUUCCUGUUAAAGGUUUGUGUGGAAGUCCUCGAGUCACAGAUGUGGGAGGAGUACCUUACCUGGUACCUGUGGUUCAAAAACACAAGGAAUAUGACAUGAAUGCCAUAGCGAAGGAGCUGGAGCUUCCAGGAGCGUUCAUGCUCGGUGCAGGAGCUGUUUCCUCUCGGGUUGUGGGGAUGAACGCAGAGCUGAUUCCUCUGGUUCGAACUGAAGCCGAGGGAAGGCCGGCGGUGAACAGCAGCUACCUCGCCUCCAUCAACCCAGCGGAUGGCCAGUGUCUGCAAGAAAAAUACAGCCAGAAAUUCUCCGACUGUAACUUUGGGAUGCUGGGGAAUCUGUACGCGUGUGAGGGAAGGCCGGGAAAGGUUAUUGAGGUCCGUGCCAAGAAGAGAACAGGACAGGACAGUAUUGUGACGGCCUUGAGAAAGACUCUGGAAGCGGAGUACCCCGAUAAAAGCCUUGCAAUGGGGGGCAGCUUUAUCAUGCAGAAGGGAAAAGCAAAAAUCCACAUCAUGCCGAGAGAGUUCUCCGUCUGUCCGCUGGACACCGACGAAGACGUCAACAACUGGCUGAAACACUUUGAGGUGAACGCCCCACUCAUCUGCCAGUCUGUGCUUGUAUCCAAAGACCCUGGACUGGACCUGCGUGUGGAGCACACUCACUUCUUCAGCCACCAUGGAGAGGGUGGCCACUACUACAUAGACACCACACCUGACAGCGUGGAGUACCUGGGCUACUUCAUGCCAGCAGAGUUCAUCUACCGCAUUGACAGACCCAAAGAGACUCAUGCGGUGGGAAGAGAUUGAUAAAAAUAUAAACCAUGCUGCAUAGAAACGCUACUCUCACUUAGUGUUCAAUCAUUUUGUUAGCAAAUACAGUAACACACAAAUAGCAGAUAAUACAUUCAAAUAAAUUGUCUACCACAAUAUCAA
Messenger RNA from Doryrhamphus excisus (bluestripe pipefish), 1222 nucleotides. It is a transcript of the gene bkgd, whose product is annotated as beta-keto-L-gulonate decarboxylase. Gene Ontology annotation, cellular component: nucleus. The record is from RefSeq and is a predicted model, not a curated record. Lineage: Eukaryota; Metazoa; Chordata; Actinopteri; Syngnathiformes; Syngnathidae. Gene Ontology annotation, molecular function: hydrolase activity, acting on ester bonds; zinc ion binding.